This is a messenger RNA of Lolium perenne, 494 nucleotides long. Its product is annotated as acyl-acyl carrier protein thioesterase TE3, chloroplastic-like. Gene Ontology annotation, molecular function: fatty acyl-[ACP] hydrolase activity. Gene Ontology annotation, cellular component: chloroplast. The record is from RefSeq and is a predicted model, not a curated record. Lineage: Eukaryota; Viridiplantae; Streptophyta; Magnoliopsida; Poales; Poaceae.
AUGGACAAAUUCUUUGAGCUGGAGAUGAGCGUCCGCGAGAGCGAACUUGACCAAUACGGAGUCGUGAAUCACGUCGUCUACCCUGUCUACAUUGAUAAUGCUCGAGAGCAGCUGCUUACGGGUCUUGGCAUCAGCUCGGCCUCCGUGGUAUGCGCCGGCAACGCUAUGGCGCUGUCGGAGCUGAACCUCAAGUACCGCACGCCUCUAAGGCGCGGUGGCAAGUUUGUCGUCGGGGUGAGGGUUGUACAAAUCAAGGGCGCGAGGAUACGCUUCGAGCAAUUCAUCGAAACGCUGCCGGAGCGCGAGCUCGUUCUGGAAGUGACGGCCACCGCCGUUUGCCUCAACAAGGAUCACCGCCCGACUCGGGUCUUCCCCGAGAUGUCGUCCAAGCUGCAGCAAUUCUUCUCAUCAUAGGAUUAAGAGGAAAAAAGUUUAAUAAGAUGGAAUUAACAGCAACAUGGCGAGUGUAGCAAACAAUAAGGAUGUUUCUGUAU